AGCAAUGCGGUUUAUGAAUUCACCUUUCUAAACUGUAAACAAAUCGUGGAAAACCUUCCUCAACCGAGGUUGUUUUAUGUUGAUAAAUCAUAAAGGAAUAGUUAUUAUCACACUAUCGAUGCACAGCAAUGACGACUAUAUGUGUUGAAAUGGAGCAGCUAUUCAUAGCUUUAACUACGCUGUAAAGACUUCAUGAACAUUCCAAUUUAACUGUACACUUGACUGAUUCAUUCUACCUUCCGUAGAUAUCAGUAGUGAUAUAAAGAGAUGCAGUAAACAAAUAACUUCAUUUAAAUAUUAGUUUUUGGACAGUGAAAAUGGAGAUUUAUUCAGUUUUCGGAAUUGUAUUCGGACUUUGUGUGAUACAAGCGGUUCAAAGCCAGCUGGUUGCUGAAAAGGGGGAAACUGUUAUAAUCAAAUGUCCGAUUCCCGGCGUUUACACAUUCCCCGAGUGGGCGGGACCACCCCUUCUAGCCACGCCCCUGACAACUGAUGACGUAGUAAACGAGCUUGGAAUAGAAUUCACUGGGGACAGAAAUUUGAACAUCUCUUCUGCGCAUACAAAACACAGUGGAGAGUAUACGUGUAAAGUGAACGGGAGUGAAGCGACGGUUAAUCUUACUGUUAAUUGGUACACUGCCAUAGUCUCUUUUGAGAAAGUCGAAAAAGCAAUGUACAAGGAAAACUACACCGCCACGUGCAUCGUGCACGCGGGAUUUCCGGUUCCUGAUGUCUACUUCCUGUUUCCUCUCAUGGACGACAAGGGAGAUAACGUCACAAACAACUCUGAGAUCACGAAGACUGUCUCCCUUACACAAGAAAACACAGUUAUAGUGAAUACAUCUAUAACGUAUAACAUCAAAAGCAUAGUUGGAUAUAACCGCAUUACCUGCGUAGCCAACUACACGGAUGCUAACGUUACAGUCUCGUAUACAGCCUACAUCACAGUUCAAUUCCCUCCUCUUGUGCGAUCAUUAGGAAACAACAACCCGGUGGUCGGGAAACCGGGUAUUUUUAACUGCGUUACCCAAAGUUACCCCGGGUCCACUCUGCGCUGGGUAUGGGGAGACACUGACAUCAACCAGUCCGGAUAUAAUAUCUCUAUUAAUGGGACGAGCUGUCAGCAGGAAAUCCUGGACAACUACCAAGAGCAGUUCGUCUGUGUAUCUGUACUGUACAUAUACGACCUUGAAAAGGGGGCCAGGAAAAAUCUGACGUGCGAGGCCCAGUACCAGGGUCAGUCACACAACCAGUCGACGCUCGUUGAAGCCUUGUUUCCACCUACGUAUGUGUCCAUUGACGACCCUCCUCCUGUCAAAAUUGGCAGGAACGGUACCGGAACUGUUACACUGACAUGCGCAGUGGAUGAGGCGAAACCCACCAGUGACUUCCGGUGGUACCGAGACCGGGUGUACUACAUGAAAGAAUUUAUAUUGAACUCGACGUACCCCGUAGAAGAAUAUCCAGGCAACUACAGCGCCAUGAAGGUCACCCAGGAGAUUGACGUUAACGUAACCCGCGCCAUGAACGGAACGAUGAUAUUCUGCUGCGCCCGUCAGGUGCAUACACCUUUCAUGCAAACACCCUGUGAUAACGUCACGUUGGAAGUACAAUACCCACCCAUGUUUCUGGCACCGACGGAAAACCAGUUUUAUUUCGCUGUCGGCCAGCCCGCCACUGUGCAGUGUGCCGUGGACAGCCAUCCCGGGUCCAACCUCCAAUGGAGAAUGGUCAAGGCUGGAGCAGUUUACGAGAAUGUUACCGAUAUUGUACAAGGAAAUUACAACCAGCUUAACAUCAGUACAGUUUCGGUAAACAGUUCCGGGAUGUAUGCUUGUUUCGCCUGGGCACAAGAUGAGGACAUAAAUGAGGCAAUCAAUCAAACCAUCAGAGUCGACAUUACCGAGCAGACAUUCAACCCCGUAAUAUCGGUAUCAGAGAACGCUAACGGUCAUGCUGUUGUGACGUUCACUGUGGCGCAAACCGAGCCUCCGACCUUCAGACAUUUCUACAUAAUGUACAGGGGAAUGUCAACAAAUGUUUGGGUACAGAUCGAUCAGCCUAUAGCCAGCUUUAUGGAUGGUACAGAACCUUCCGUCUACACUUACACGAUGCCGAACUAUUUACUGACAGAUGGUACAAAUUACGAGUUUGCUAUUAAGUCCGUCAACAGCCGAGGACUAGAAAUUAUCUCCCGUGCGGAGGCAACAAACGGCAACUGGUUCUUCAGAGAUAAAGAUGCAUCCAAAAACAAGGCGGACACUGUUAGUACAGAAGAAUAUCGCAACGCCAUCAUCAUCUCCGUAUUUGUUACCGCAGGGUGUUUUCUUAUCAUCAUCAUAAUCUUGGUCUGUGCCGUCAAACGUGGACUUUGCGAGGGAUCGAGCAGUUCAAAAUCAUAUGCUAUGUAAAAGCACAUGGAGCUUCAAGCAAAGGAAUGGAUAAUCCAAAUAGUUCGCGCAGUGUAAUUACAAAUGAGAGAAAAAAACAGACCAUUGAAAGAAAUGUUAUUUAUUCGGACUGAAAUCCUAACACAUGACUUAUAAGCAAACACUUUUAGCAUAACGUUGUUGAGAAUGUUAUUUAUUUAUUUAGUUUGCUUUAUGUAUGUCUUAGUGCGUGCGUGCAUGCGUGUGUGUUAACAAAACGAAUAUUUGUUGCAUAAAAAAGUUAUGUACCAGAAAGUCUUGAGGUUAUGCAAAAUACAUAACCGUUUGUCCGGUUAGCGCAGUGGUUAGCGCACUCGCUUCUCACUAAGGCGACCCGGGUUCGAUACCCGGCCUGGGCUUAUGUGAGUUUGGUUAGUGGUCACCAAGCCAGACAAGUGGGUUUUCGCCGGGUACUCCGGUUUCCCCCACAACACAAGACCAUACUCUCGCGCAACAUCGUGCCAACUAGAGUGACUAAGUAUAAGCUAUAAUAGCUUUCUUCAGAAUCAUUGCAAAAUAUAUAAUUUUUAAACUAAGAUACAUAGCAUAAAAUGGCGGCAUUGUCUUUAUAUUGGGAGUUACGGGCAUUAUAAACACGUUUUAAGUUGUGUCACGUGAUAAAAUAUGUUGCCACAGUCUUUCAGACUUAUGCGUUUAAGGUGUGUAUCUAUUUGCUAUGAUGUUGUAAAUAAAGAAAUGAAAUUCUU
Molecule: messenger RNA, 3136 nt
Organism: Mya arenaria
Lineage: Eukaryota; Metazoa; Mollusca; Bivalvia; Myida; Myidae
Exons: 15
Coding region: 318-2411 (697 amino acids)
Molecular function (GO): protein binding
Source: RefSeq, a predicted model, not a curated record